Molecule: messenger RNA, 6123 nt
Organism: Passer montanus (Eurasian tree sparrow)
Lineage: Eukaryota; Metazoa; Chordata; Aves; Passeriformes; Passeridae
Gene: TSPAN4
Product: tetraspanin 4
Exons: 7
Coding region: 502-1488 (328 amino acids)
Cellular component (GO): membrane
Source: RefSeq, a predicted model, not a curated record
UGGCCGGCGGGAAGGGGCCACGGCAGCUGCUCGCCUUUCGGAUAAUUCCUGCCCCUGCCGCGCGUCUCGGGCAGCGGCACUCUCCUGUCUGCGCGUGGCAUGUGGAGCCGGGGGUUUAUAUGGCAUUUGCGAGCCGAGCGAGGUCACGGUUCUUUUUUUAAAAAUUCUUCGCUCUGGGUACAGUAUAUGUCUCUCUGAUUUUUCAUUCCCUGGUUGCGGGAUGGGCCGGGAGGGACGAUCGUGACAGUGACGGGAAUGUUUACUUGUGCAGAAGUCUUUCUCAUGUGGAAGCACGCUGCUCCCUAACUUCUGGCUAAGCAGACUUCAGUUCGCCAACUUUGCUGCCUCACAGCACGUGUAACUCCUUGGCAGGAUGGCAGACGAAAGAACAGCUGGUGCAAAGCAAUAGGGGAUUCCUAGCGAGGAAGAGGAGGAAGGAAGAUCACCCAUCUUUCACCUGACGGCUGUCAGAGCAGCAGGAACGGGACAGCUGAAGCCACCAUGCGCAGGUCCAGCACCGAUGAGUCCACCUAUCACAGGAGCCCUUCCCUGGACAGCAAGGAUUACAGUUUCCCAAAUGGCGCCUUCCGUCGAUACAGCAGCAUGUAUGGUGGCCAGUUUGGGGCUGCCAGCAACUCUUUUUUUGGAUUUCAUACCAACCCAGGCCCGAAGGCCACCAAGGCUAAGUACACGACCCCCAAGGGAAACAAGUACGUUGUCUUUUACCUGGAUCUCUCAUUUAUUUUUCUCCUAGAACUGAAGAGGUGCAGCAUGGCUCACAACUGCCUGCAGUGUAUCAAGUACCUAAUGUUUGUUUUCAACCUUCUCUUCUGGUUGGGAGGCUGUGGAAUCCUUGGUGUAGGCAUCUGGCUAGCUGUUACCCAAGGGAACUUUGCCACCCUCUCCUCUUCUUUCCCGUCCCUGUCAGCUGCCAACCUGCUGAUCGUCACAGGGACGUUUGUCAUGAUCAUUGGCUUCGUGGGCUGCAUAGGUGCCAUCAAAGAAAACAAGUGCCUCCUGCUGAGUUUUUUUAUCAUGCUGUUAAUUAUAUUUCUGUUGGAGCUCACUGUUGUGAUUCUGUUCUUCGUCUACACCGACAAGAUUGACAAGUAUGCUCAGCGGGAUCUGAAGAAAGGACUUCACUUGUAUGGGACAGAUGGAAAUAUUGGCCUCACUAAUGCAUGGAGCAUCAUUCAAACAGAUUUCAGAUGCUGUGGAGUCUCCAACUACACGGACUGGUUCGAGGUGUACAACACAACCCGGGUGCCAGACUCCUGCUGCUUAGAAUUCAGUGAGAACUGUGGGCUGCAUUCCCCAGGGACCUGGUGGAAAGCGCCUUGCUAUGAAACUGUGAAAGUAUGGCUCCAGGAAAACUUACUGGCAGUGGGAAUCUUUGGAUUGUGCACAGCUAUGGUGCAGAUUCUCGGACUCACCUUUGCAAUGACCAUGUAUUGUCAGGUAGUCAAGGCAGACACCUACUGUGCAUAGAUACCAUUCCCAAUCUUUCUGCUUCUCCUCCAAAGGACACAGGAGAAAUCUCCUUCAUGCUCAUUCAUCUGACCUUUUUUUCCCUCCCCUUUGUACUAUAAACUGUGUAUAAUGCUAUCUUUCUGAAGAUUUUGUGAAUCACCCCACUUUACUGAAGGAGGAAGAGAAGAAAAAGUCAGUACUUGAACUGGCACAGGUAAGAAGCAGCCUUGUCUUUAAGCAGAGGAAAACCAAAAAAAGGAAUGGUUCUUUUUCCAUGGCCUGUGGCAAGGCAAGAGAGGCUGCUUACAAGGGGCUGACUGCAAACCCAUGUUAGGAAAAGAUGGCACUGAGGACACCUCUGCAAAAGCUGCCAGGCUGCCUUCCCACAUUUCCAGUCUGGAAGAGAGGACUUAGAAAACAAAUGUUCUUCAGCAAGAAGGUACAGAGUAGCUAGGACUGAAUGCAAUUGUAAUUUUACUACAGUUUGCACACAGCUAAAAUGUUACGAUCAAGCAGCCCUGCCUCCAAGUGUCUCGAGAUGAUUUUGUAGCCAGGAGAGGAUCAUCUUCAGAAGUGCAUUGUUUUAAAGGAGUAUUUUUAAUCUUACGUGCCGCAGAGUCAGGCUUUUAAUCAGAAUCUGUACAGCGAGAUCCUGGCUGUUAAUGGGAAAUAAUAUUGGACAUUGCCUCACUUCCUAAUUGCCAGUGGCAUAUAGAUGGUUGACUGCAUAUGUUAUAUAUAUUACAUUCAUAAACACAUACUUUUCUGAAAGGAGGUGAAAAUAUCCAGCAUCUUAACCUCAGAAAGAGGAAACCUUUCUAUCCUAUUUUACAUUCCAACUGAAAUAACCAAGUAUUAUUUCUUGUACAAGGCACUAUCACUUAUACCUCUGGGAAACAAGUAAUUACUUUCAGCUGUAUCUUCAUUUCAGUAAACAACUUGUGAGUGGGCUCUCUCUGUCAGUCUACUAUGGUUUUAUUUAUCAUCCCUGUUUCAAGUAAGUCUGCCAAAAAAUAUCACUCAUUUCCAUGCUUGAAGAUGUGUGCAAAGCUGUCAGCUGUUCCUUCCCUGAAUGUCACCAUUUCAUUAAUUUACUUUGGGAUAACAUCAUCUGCAGGUAUGAUAGAGUUUGCCUUGCUGAGGAAAAAUCUUUCGCACAUUGCUCAUUUUUCUGAGAGUUAUUAAGACUUCAGAUGCUUUUAUGCUUACCUUUUUUUUUUCCUCCCAGCUGCACGCUGACAACAGCCAAGACACAUCAGUCUCUGUUAGAACUGGAGUCACUUCUCAGUGCUCUUUUUCAGAUGCAUUUUCCUUCACCUAGCUGCUGGCUAGAAUAUAAUCCACACUUUCUAGAAUAUCAUGGAAUCACAGAAAUAUGCAGAAUAACUUCCCUUAACCAGGGAACAGCCAUUCACUGAUAACUGAAGUAAUUGAUGUAGUACCCUCCUAUGCACAUCUUCUGGUGAUGAGGUUAAAAUCAGAUGUGUCCUGUUGUUCAAACAAGUAAUUCCCUGCCAGCAAACAGCUCCAGGUGGUGCAUGUGUGCCAGGAAGAAGGUGAAGCACCCCAGGGAAAGGACACAGCAGGGAACAGGCAAACAGAGCAAUGCAGAUGCCCUGCUCCCUCCAGCCAGCAUUUGAGGAGCUCUCAGCCACUGUCAUUUAGAGCAGAGAGCUGACCAUGCAGCAGUGUUUUCCCAGGAAGCUGAGUGCAGCCAUUCCUGCAGACUGGAAGCAUGCAUCAAGCUCACAGAGGAAGUUACCUUGCUUACAACAGCAGGUCUCAGCUCUGAAUGACAUUCUGUGUGCUUUGAUUUAAAGGCAAUUUCCAGCUGGACUUGCCAACCCACAGCCCAUUGAACAAUCUCCUUUACACCCAUAACUAACCCUUUUCUGGAUCUGCAUUAUUUGACAGAUUCGCUCUCACUCAUUAGAUUUGGGGGGAUUUUUUGUCUUCUGCUGAUUUCUUGCAGUCUUAUCACUCUCAAGCAGAGCUACUCCGUAUUUUCUGGGAAAUUGCUUAGGACAGUCUGGUGUUUAAAAGAGCAAUUAUCUUCAAAAAUUUUACCCCCGUGGGGCAUUUAGCUGUGCAGGCUAAGAUAAAAGGAACAUAUUACUUGUGUGCAUUUUAUGUGGCUUCCCAAUCACUAUCACAAUAACCUCCCCACCACUAAAGGAUUUUACUGUCAUGCAAACAAUCCCCAACAUACCCAUGCUGAGCAAGUAGCCCAUACACAGGUGUCCUGUACUCCAGAGCAAGAGGCUCACUUGUGUUGCAGUCACCACAGUCUCCCUGCUCUCUGCUUCUUGAGCCCAGGCUGACCUGCAGACUGUUCUGCUCUGCAAAAGAUGGUGUAAGUUUUGUUCCUUCCCUCUCUUCUGCUCUGUUCUUUUCUUAACCUGCACAGAUACAAUUCCAGGUUAGCUGUACCAUUAGUUCUUUCCUUGGUUUAUAGUUUGUACACCCGGGUGAUUCUGCUGACAGCUCUGAGUUUCUACCACUGAAAAUCAGCAUGACACAGUGAUGAAUACAUUCAUAAAACAUUGAUUUUUUUUUGAGACAGAUAAAAGGUAGACAAGUCUAUUUGUAGUGAUCCCUGCCAUUAAAAAUUAACACAGAGACAGCAGGCUGAUGAUGGCUCAGUUGAUGGGUGCAAACCAUUGUGCAGAACUCCCCCAGAGAGCACUCUCAUCAAUUUGCUUGAUGGUGGUGUAGGGAAAAGAGAGAUCACAAACCCUUCUCCUGUUAGUCUCACAGUAAUAUGUGCUGAGCUCUUAGAGAAUGCUUCUAGACUUCAGGUAAAGCUUCAGUGGAAACAAAAUAUGAGAAACAGACUGGAGACAAGUCACAUUUUGUGGUUUCCUCUAAUCAUUUUCUACAGUUUAGGUGUCUUUACAAGGUGAACUUCCUUGGUUUUCAGAAACAAGUACCUAAAGGGAGUAUAAGCAACUCUCACUUUGUAAAUCCCAGUCACUGCAACAAAAACAUACAGUCCGGAAAAAACAAAACAAAACACCACAAACAAACAAAAAAAUCCCCAAGCAGACAAACAAACAACAACAAAAAUCUGCCCCAGAUCACAUAUUGCUGCUAAUAAUUCUUUUUUAAAUCCCCUUCUUCCACUACCGAGAUGCUACUGCAACUUGUUCAUAAUUUGAACUGGACUAUUUUGUAUAUUUGAUGUUAUUAACACUCUCCACACAGACCAAACAGCUGUUACAGUGCUUACAGCAUUACCAGCACAAUCCAAUUUCAUACCUCUGAACACAUCGAACAUAACAAGCCUCAGACUUACCAUAUUUUCUUAAGAUUGCUGCAUCCUUUCUCUGCUGACAAGGUCAGAAGAUUUUGUGAUGUGUAACAGCAACAAUCUUUAAAAAAAACCCCAAAAAGCCAAAAAAAAGACAGUUCCAUUUUACACAUUAAACUGGUUGAUUAUAUAUAAGUAACCUGUAGUACAUAAUAUCCAUUUGAAAGGCUGCUGAUAUUGAAUGCAGGCAGAGCAACACAGAAGUCAUUCCAAUUGCUUCUAUUAGUGUCUUGUCACUUUUAGUAAAGCCUUUUAUAUUAUUGUGACUUCUUAUCUUUAAACAUGAAGGAGGACUCAAUACAUUUAAAUUAAAGACAGAACCAAAGGCAAUAAAGGAGCACUCCUAAUUUAUUCUCAUGGCUGUUUCUGCUUAAUAACAAGAUAUGAAGGUGCAGGGUAUAUGACUGAACUUAGUGAAUUCAGCAGCAACAGGAUUUAGCUUUUUAGAUUCAGUCCAAUAUACUUUUGGCUUUUCAUUUUUCACAAUUAUAAAAAAAAAACAAAACACCAAAAACAUAUAUUUAAUAGAAUAUGGCUUACUUUCCUGCACUGUCACUAACAGCCAAAUCUUAUUACUUGUACAACAGAAUUACUUAGCUCUUCAUUAUACAGUGCACAAUCACUGAAAUUCACUUCAGUUUCUGUUCUAUGAAUUGUUCUUUGGUCUCCCCACUCAAACAAACUUAUAAAGGUUUAUUCUUUUAUCAAUAAUUGGCAUUUAAAUGCAGCAUUGUAGGAUUUAUCAUAUGGAGAAGAAGGGACUGCACAGAAGCUGUAAAAAUCCUCUGUCUUACAUCAUCAAUAGGGCUGCUAAGGGAAUCCACACAAACCCUCACUUCUCACAAACUGAUGAGAGCUGGUCACAGUGAGUACACGUGACUGGGCUGCCUCUUACACCUUCCCAGGGUAGGACAGGAGGUUGUCAGCAUGGACAAAGCCACAGCCUUUCAUUUACCCCUUGGCUUCGGUGUUGUGCGAUAAAUGUGGCACCAAAGGUAAGCAACAGAAACCAGCAGUUGAUUGUGGCAUUUAUUUUAAAGCCAGACUCUUUAUUUACUAUAAUUUAUCUGCAAGAAUUUGCUAAGUGUAAAUGAUCUGCAUAGAUAAUGAGUUAGUUAGAAAACACGUUGGGACUUGCCAUGGGAAAUCUUGUUUGGAUUCCAUUGUGAAUUCUCUCCCUUGUCACUGGUAUCUCACCACAGCGGGCAGUCUCCUCUGUUCUUUGGAUUUUGUUGCUGCAAUUACAAUGGUACAUUUUUGUGCAUUCAUAUAAAGAACGAAAUUUAAAAUAUACCUUUUAUUUUUAAAAAGUUAUUAAACAUUCUCUAAAGUUUACAACAGAA